This is a messenger RNA of Dichomitus squalens LYAD-421 SS1, 3024 nucleotides long. RefSeq names its product glycosyltransferase family 58 protein. Bases 8 to 1270 code for a protein of 420 amino acids. The transcript is spliced from 11 exons. Gene Ontology annotation, cellular component: endoplasmic reticulum. Gene Ontology annotation, molecular function: dol-P-Man:Man(5)GlcNAc(2)-PP-Dol alpha-1,3-mannosyltransferase activity. The record is from RefSeq and is a predicted model, not a curated record. Lineage: Eukaryota; Fungi; Basidiomycota; Agaricomycetes; Polyporales; Polyporaceae.
CGUCUGAAUGUCUACUAUCGCUCAACUCGCACAAUCACUAUGGAACCUCGCAUACAAUCUGCUCACGGACCCUCGUUACUUCGGCACCCUCGCAACACUCGUAAUCGUCGGUGACGCUGUCCUGACACAACUCAUCGUACGCUUCGUACCAUACACGGAGAUUGACUGGGAGACUUACAUGUACCAGUUGGAGCUGUACAUGAAGGGGGAACGAGACUAUGCUCUCAUUACAGGACCAACUGGGCCCAUAGUAUAUCCAGCAGGGCAUGUGUAUGUCCACCACAUGCUGUACUCUUUGACGGACGCCGGGCAGAACCUCUGGAAGGGCCAGCAAAUCUAUGGAGGACUCUACCUCAUAACCCUGGCUCUCACGGCAGCCAUAUACAAGCAAGCUGGCGGUGUGCCGAACUGGAUUCUGCUCCUGCUUCCUCUCAGCAAGCGACUGCACUCCAUCUAUGUGCUACGUCUCUUCAACGAUUGUUGGGCUGUUGUCGGUGCCCAAGCUGCAAUCCUUGCUUUCGCGCGUGGCUGGGAUGCACUCGGCAUCCUUCUUCUCGGUGCUGGAUUGUCAGUCAAGAUGUCAGUUCUACUCUACGUGCCCGGCCUGCUCGUCAUCCUAUUCAAGCGCCGCGGUCUCGUCUCUACUCUUCUUCACGUACUUGCACUCGGGGCAACUCAGGUACUCGCCGGCUUGCCGUUCCUCCUUUAUCAUCCCCGGUCAUACCUCAAAUACUCGUAUGAGCUUGGGAGGGUCUUCCUCUUCAAGUGGACCGUGAACUGGCGUUUCCUCGGCGAGGACCUCUUCCUCAACUCGACAUGGGCCGAGGCUCUCCUCGUUGCCCAUGUCACCACCUUGGCUCUGUUUGGGCUAUUUCGUUGGUGCAGGCGUGAUGGUGGUGUGAUGGCGGUCCUCAGGAGAGGGUUCGAGCAACCUCUGCGAGCUCCCGCAGUGGCGCCCUUGACAGCGGACUACGUUACUACGGUUCUGUACACCUCAAAUCUCAUUGGCAUUCUGUUCGCGCGGUCGCUCCACUAUCAGUUUUACUCCUGGUAUGCGGUGCAACUCCCAUUCCUUGCCUGGAGGACGAAGUAUCCGGUCGUCGUACGGCUUGCGCUUUUACUAGGGAUCGAGUACGCGUGGAAUGUAUUCCCGUCGACCAACCUUUCAUCCGGAACCCUGGUUGCCGCCAACGCGGCGUUGCUGUUGGGCAUUUGGUUCGGAUACCCCGAGGGCAAGUCUGCGUCCCAUCCUGCAGCAAAAGGGGAGUAGAUAUCCAUGUCCGAGCAAUAUACUGUACAAUACACUACAUGUUCUAUCUCGAUACUUGCUGGACUCGAGCAGACUCUACAGAGGGUUUCCAAACGAUGCUAUGUCAUCAUACUUGGGAGGCGACCUCAUACUCUAGCCCUCCAUCGUCUCCACAGUACGAAGGACACAAUGCAGGCAACGAUGGCCGUCCCCACGCUGAUCCAGAACGUCGACUGCCAGCACUGGACGCCUUUGCACGCCGUCUCGCCGGGCGGGACGUGGCGGGCGGCGAUGAACGCAUACAGGUACGAGAAUACUGUGGUGCCGAUGAACGCGGCAUAAGAGAUGUAGCCGAAGUUGCGGCCCAGGUUGUUGAGGCCCCAGAUCGACGACAGGAUUCCAGGUAGGAGCGUGAACGUCGAGCCGUAGGCGAUCCCUGUUCCGACGCUGAGUGACCAUACGUCCUCCUGCGCCCUGACCCCCAGCUCGAGCCACGCAAACGUUAGCGCAAGCAACAGCGACGUUGCGAUCAUGAACGCGACCCUGCUGGUGUGCCGCUUGCGGGAGAACGCCCAGACGCCGUCGAGGUGCGCAGCCACCGGCGCAAGGGCGUCGGCGAGCGGACCAAUGAGCAGUCGCGAGAUGGUGUUGAAGAAGGAGAGGAGGCGGACUUGGCUGGACACGUUGGCCGUCGCGUUCCCUGCCGAUGUGCUGGGGGGCAAGGAGAGGACGAUAGAGCCCAGGUUCGAGAUGACCAUCUCAGCGGAGCCAACUAUAAUCGUUAUCCAGGAGGCGAAGACCCAGAACCACGGAUCUUUGAACAGGUCGAGGCUACUGCCUUCUUGGGGUUCCUUCACGGGUACGACGCGGACAUUGACAGGGUCCUUUGGGGCAUCGUCCGAUUCCUCCGCCGCAUUCGCGAGAAGAGGUUCCGCCUCUUGCCCGUUAGCUGCAGAUUCUGUGUCUAAGUUCGCCGACCUUGCCUCCUCAAUUGUGCUAUAGAACCGCUGGUUGGCGCGGAAGAUCGCAGCAGUGACCAGGUGUAUGGAGCCUGUCACGAUAGCCAGGAAAGUGAAAUAGCUGGACACAUCAAGAAUCUGGCCAGGCACGGUGAACAGCUUAGAGGCGACGAGAGACAAGAAUAGCGGCGAGAGUCCGAAUAUAGACAUGCUCGUCCCGGAGGCGAUGCCAAUGUACUGCGGGAACGACUUGGUCGCAGCAAACAACAAGGAGAAGUAUGAGGAUACAGUAGCAAGACCGAUCAUCCCGAAGUAGAGGACAAGCCUAUGGAACGUGCCAUCGGACGCAGACGUUACAUCUGCGGGUGCUUGAGCUACUUCCCUCGCAAACAAUCCGAACCCAACAGAGUACAGCAUGGAUGCGGCAAACGAGCAUGACCAUGCGCCAUAACGAUCAAUUGCUAUUCCUGCGAUUGCCGCGAAUGGAUAUUGCCCAGCCAUGCCCGCUAAGGCAAUGGUCGUCAAGUGAGGCUGUGUAAGCUUAAGAUGUUCCACUAGGGUCGGUGCAAUGAGCGGGAAGCUGUAGACGCCUCCGCCACAUAACGCGUUGGCAGCGACCGCGCAACAAAUCAGAACUGAGCGUAUGAUGUCGCCAUAGCCUGUACCGACGCGCAUCUCUGUACGCAGGUCACGUAGGCUGUCCUCGGGGUACCGAUAUCACUCAGAGGGAGUCGAACCGACUGCAGGUGUCUGCAGAGUGGAAGGAUGGCGGACUCGUGUAGCUAAGACUUGCGUAUGGUGGAAUUUCCUGUUGUA